Molecule: messenger RNA, 6253 nt
Organism: Pectinophora gossypiella (pink bollworm)
Lineage: Eukaryota; Metazoa; Arthropoda; Insecta; Lepidoptera; Gelechiidae
Gene: boi
Product: interference hedgehog-like
Exons: 16
Coding region: 317-2617 (766 amino acids)
Biological process (GO): axon guidance; cell-cell adhesion
Cellular component (GO): plasma membrane; axon
Molecular function (GO): protein binding
Source: RefSeq, a predicted model, not a curated record
UACAUUGGCGCCUUUCUCCGGGGGAGGGAGACGGAACAUACAUUUAGUUCCAGGCCGAAAAGAGACGACUCAAUAGCAUUCCGCGUCACAGACAGACAAGCCAAACGAAUCCAGUUUGUUGGCUAUGCGCCGGCCACUCGCUUGUGUGCUCGUUAUUUCGGUGUGUUUUUUGUUAGUGAUGUAAACAAAAAAAACUUAAUUUAUUAACAAAAUAAAUGUAUUUUUUGACAGAGCUGGUGACGUAAAAUGUAAAUUGUGUUAUUGAACAGUUUAGUGUGUAUUGUGGAGGGAUUCGGGAGUUAAACGGUUGCUCAAGAUGGCGCCGAUCCUAUUUCUUCAGCUGAUUUUAGCGGUUAUUGCUACCGUACUGGCUGAAAUCGAAAUGGAGUUUACGAAGUAUCCAGAAUCGGUGACGGCACCCGUCGGCGACGAGGUUACAUUCGAGUGUGCCGUCAGGGUGCCUGGGGAGCGCCUCGCGUGGCGGUGGAGGCCUGUUGACAAACCUGAUGAUGUAUGGAAGGACGUGCCUGGUGUCACUGACAAAGAUACCAUGUCUACCAGACUCGUUGUCGAGGUUAAGGACUCUACGCCCAAUUCCCUGUACCAGUGUGUCGUCUGGUACGGCGCGAUCAGCCUAGCCUCUAUCCCAGCGCGGCUAUCCAUCGCCCGUUUGGAGCUCAGUAGGAAUAGCCCCAGGAAGAGGAUGAUCACUGCUCCGGCUGGCAACACCGUGGUGCUGCACUGCAAAGAGCCGCAGUCGGAGCCCCCGGCUGUCCUCAGCUGGUGGAAGGAUACUGGAAGGACAUCUCGAAAGCAGCUAGACACUCCUCACGGCGUGCUGGUGAUCCACAACGCGACAGCAGCAGACAGCGGCACGUACGGAUGUACCGCCACCAACGAGAUCAGCAGCCAGGUCGUUGACCUCCCGGAGACCACCUAUCUGAAGGUGCAGCGGGAGAGUGGCAGAGGAGUCAGAUUUCUUGAAGAAGACGAAUACGUCGGUACAGUGGACAGCGAAGGGGUCCUAACAGUGCCUAUCAGACCAGGCGGUGCUCUGAGGCUGUGGUGUGGUGCUGUGGAUUCCCCCCCGCCGAGGGUCACGUGGACUAAAGAGGGGGAGAACAUCCCUCGGCAUCACGACAACGCGUUCGUCAUUAACCCAUUCACUUCUUUAGAUGAGGGGAUAUACACAUGCACGGCAAACCCUGCGCAUCCGAUCCGGCGUUCUUGGAAGGUGCUGGCGCUGCAGCCGCCUCGCUGGGAAGAGCCUGUUGCCAGCGUGAACACCACUGAGGGUUCCAGUGCCCAUGUGGCGUGCGGCACCCCGUUCGGUCAGCCCCCGCCUGCCAUAUACUGGCUGCUCAAUGCGGAGCCGCUGCGCGAAGCCAAGGGCAUCAGGGCUAGUGGUUCAGACCUGUACAUCGAGCGAGCAGAGAAGAAACAUGCGGGUAUAGUGCAGUGCUUCGCGUGCAACGACCUCGGCUGCGCGUACGACGCCGCGCUGCUCACUGUCGUGCCCAUGCAGAUAUCAGAUCAGCAAUAUCCUGCGGAAACAUCGGCUAUGCAUUUCCCAUCUCAGUCACCGAAACGACAUAACAGGAAGAAUCCUCGAAAGCAUAAAGCUGUGUUGAUCCCACCAUCGCGGCCGAAUGUCACCCGCAUGUCUGACGAGAGUGUUAUGGUUACGUGGUCACAUGUCAACCAUGGGCUGCCUAUCCAGUUCUAUAAGGUUCAAUACAGAGAGGUAACAGCAAACUCGUCAAGCAACCAGUGGCAUACAGAGAGCUACGACAUUCCUCCUCACAUACAUUCGUAUGAAGUUGACCAACUGAUACCUGACAGAUUCUAUAAGUUUCGCGUAGCAGCAGUAUAUUCGAACCAAGACAACAAGUCGGGAAAGAGCAGUGUGAAGUUCCACUUGCGGCGCGGCGGUCCCCCGCCCCCCGCGCCCGUCUUCACCAAGGCCGUAGCACUGUCUACCAACACCAUACAACUCAAUUGGACUUGGUCGGGCGCCCAUCAUCACGAGAACUCAAGAGACCCUGUUAUCGGCUUCUACGUGUACUACAGAGCCCUGUCCACGGCCGGGGCGUAUGAGAAAGUGAUCGCCCCAGUCACUUCUAGAAGCAUGGUGCUGACACAUCUCAGUCCCGACAUGGCGUAUGAGCUGAAAAUUCAGGCUUAUACUGAACAAGCGCCGUCGCCGUUCAGCAGCAUUUUGAUUGCGAAGACCCAUAAGCUGCUCAACACGACAGGCACCACUGAGGCGCCUCCAGACGAGGUGAAGUCUGAAGGCAGAGCCCCGGGCGCGCUGGUCACCGCCGGCGGGGCUCUGGGCGUUGGAGCCCUACUGGUGAUACUAGCUGUUACCCUGCUGCUGUGCAGGAGAGCCAAACGCCCGCCUGCGAACAAAGAGAAAGGUUCAGUGCCGGAGAGUGGCGGUACCAACGGUUAUAUUCCCGCGAAAGUUCCCAUCACAAUCACAGCUAAUCCCAUGCACGCAGAGGGCGGUGAUGGCAGCGUGGAAAUGUCAUUUCUACAUAACAAUAACACUGGCAGUAACGAUGACACCCUGCCACAUUCAAGGAAAAACGGACCCACCCGUCAGUACGUGUGAAUAAAUUAAAAAAAGAAAAACAAACGACUCGGCUCACAGUGACAUGUUUUUAAAAUAUUUCAGUGUUGCUGCCUUCGAAAAUUACUACCAAUAUGGUAAAAAUGUGAUAUCGUCGUAAUCGCCAUAUUUUGUGUACAAACUUACGACAGUACAAAAUUAUAUUUAUACAUUGUGUUGUUUGUGAUUUUGUGUGAGGUGAAGAGACUUGGCCAUGGAAACCGCUCUUAUACUGCGGUUAUAGAACUGUUGCAUUUGUGACUUAGUGGUAUAUGAAGGUUUCGAGAUUUACAACAACUUUAUUUAUUAUUUUAAUUUAAAUGUAAACUUGAGAUCUUAUAUUCAGAUCUGAAGUUAGAUUAUGAUUCUGUUUAUCACAAUUAAGAAAUCUUCACAACUUAGAAAGCUUUUCAACUAUUACAACUCUCACACCCCUAUACUAAGAUGUUUUUUUUUUUUAUAAAAAAACUCGAAUGUUCCUCGACUCCGGCCUUAAGGAAGACCUCGAACUCAGUUCAAAAUCGGCAUUCUUAGACGGCACCUCAACUUUAUCUCGAGUUUACUCCAGUGAGAUUCAGUGGACGCAUGACGUUAUUAUUUUCGUAUCAUUUUGUUGGCAAUAUAUUUUCGAUUCCAGUGAAUAAAGUCCUUAAAUCGAAGACGUCAGUGUUAAUUUAAAAUACUAAAAUGCUUAGCCGAGGUAGAGUCGUGUGGGCGAAAUUUCCUGUUAACGUCUUAGAAUGAGGGUGUAAGAUUUGAUAAUAUUUUGUAAUCGACUUUUUGCAAAAAAUUCCAAUGUUGCCAUGGGAAUAAAAUGGUUAUAGUAGAUAUACAAGGGAAAAUGGCAAGGUACUUAAAAGGAGGGAUUUGUGUUGUUGUUGACUGCGUUUGAAGCUAAAAUUGUAUUUAUUUUAAUUUUCAUCACAAUUGGGUAGUUUUCUAGGUCAAAGAUAAAUUAUAAAAUUCUGAUUACGAAAUAAAGACACUGACAAAAAAAAACGUUUGUUUUUCAGUGUGCUUUUUCAUACAAAUUUCAUAGUAAUUUCGUGCUUUGACGUUUAGUAAAAAGUAACUGAUUUGACUAGUUGGAAACUACCCUAUUCACUACUUAUCGUAUAUUUAUUUAUUUUCUAUUGAGGUUGUGAUAGAUUUCAGGCAUUUACAUGUAUCGUGUACCGAAUUAUUUUAUUUCUAACAGACUAUCAAGUACGCCUAGUAUAAAAAAGGCAAUGCCAGAUUUUGUAUGGACUUUGGGCCCAUCUUUUAAACCGCGUUUAUUCCCUGCAUACCAUUUAAAGCUGAUUUACAAUUUACAACGAAACUUUAUAGGAACAAGCUCUAUAUUUGGAUCUGGCAUCGUCAUUUUCUAUCAGGAACAAAACUUAUGGCAAAAUAAUGAUCAUUGUCAUAGCUUAAUGUUUAAUUAUAGCAAAGUAACUAUUUUUAACGAACGUAGUAUUAUAAUUUUAUGUCAUUUAUCAGAGAGUGUUAUUUUAAUUUGGAAUAAAAGGCAGUGUAUAACAUUGAAAAAGAAUGAUAAAUAUGAGAGACGUAGAAAAAAACGUAUUUUAUGUCAUAUUAAAAGAACACUCAAUUACAUCAAUGCAAUCGCUCAUUUUUACUCGCAUAUAAGACUGAAACGCUUUUAUUAGGUUUUACACGUUUAUACGGAAUCACAAAGAAUAAAAAAAAAAUACAAAAAAUGUGCCAAAUUAUUUUCAAUGAAACCGAAUUUGGGGUAUUAAAAAUAAUUGAUUUAUUUCACUAUCUAUCACGUAUUUUAAGUGAAAAUUUUGCUUGCAAUGGCUACCAUAAAUGUUGCCAUUUUCCAGAAAAAUGCUUACUUUGGUAGUUGAAUCUUAGAGGAUAUUAUUAUGUGAUUUGGUUUGAUACUUUAAAAGUAACUAGGUGCUUUAUUUUCCACGUCUAUCAAUGUUCAGGGGGCCACAAAGGCCACAUCGAAGCAAUUCAUCUUAAAAAAGUAAUACUUAUUGUUAUUUGACAUUAUCUUAAAUAAAUAAUGUCUUUAGUGUUGUGCCUUCAGAAAUCCAUAAUCCUAAUCCAUAGGCCGUCCGUUCCACGAGGGAUGUCCUCCGCCCACAGCCAUUUCAAUUUAGCAAUUGUUUGGGCUAUGUCGGUGACUUUGGUUCGUCUGCGGAUCACAUCGUUCCUGAUUCGAUCAUUUAGAGUCACCGUGCAGUUGUCAAUGCAAAAAUACGCAAUAAAAGCUGUCAUGUUUGAUGUGUUUUUGACUUUUAUCCUUUUAACAUUUAAAUUAAUGGCAUUUCAUUAUCAUAUGUAUUUAUUUUAUCCAUGGCAGGUUUACAUAAACAAACAACGACUGUUUUACAUAGCUUUCCUGUAACAAUUACUACGCUUUUGUAUCAAAACUAGAUACAUUUAUACAUAAACUCAAGUCUAUUUCCCACCGGGGUAAGCAGAUACUAAACAAAACUACUACAAAAUAAAACAAUACCACUCAAAACUACUGUAUGUAAUUAAGUAUUUAAUGUUUUAUGACAAUGGCAACAAUUAUUUAUGUUAUAUAUUAAAAUGGAUUCAUAAAAUGUCUCCUUAACAAAAAUAUUCCUGUGAGAAUAUAUGACUACACUGCAAACAAUUCAUAAUAAUGGGGAACUUUCCUCAAGAAUAAAAUAGAUGGUGUUGUCGAGUUUUACUUGCGUACAUGGUUUUUCAAAAAUACAAUGUAAUGGAAAAAGCAUAUACAAAAAUAAUUGUUGCUUGAUAUUUGGGUCACAUUAUGUAUAGAAUUAUGUUGCUAGCUAUAUUGCUUCUCUUUAUUUUGAUCAGAAUAAUAAUGGGUGGAAGAUAUAAUCUCCUGGGAGUAAUAAAAAGGGUCAUCAUUUAUACUAUUUAGUAAUGAAAUUUAAAGUUUAAACGAAGGAAAAUCUUUACAGCGCCAUCUAUCUUGUUUUUGAGGAACGUCGCCUGGAAAGUCUCUCAUUAAAAAAUGUGCGGUUAAUGUUGAAUUCAGAUAUCUAGUACUUUUAUAGACAAGCGCUUAAAAGGCUGUUUAGUGCACAUUUCAUAUCAUAUCACUAAUUAGAACCAGAGCACUGAACUGAUAUUUUUACAGGGUUGUCAGUUUUUGGUGAAAUAAAUCUCAAUCAUUGACUCAUUGGGCUAUGUUAAAGGUAAGUAUUAUCGAAAGAAGUCUAAAAAAAUAAAAUUUAAUGCAGUCAUAGAAUUAGCUCACUAUUUAGUUGCAUAAUUGUGAUGAAAUAGUAUCUAUUUUUUACUAUGUAAAUGGCAACAUUUUGCAUCUGUCAAUGUUCUGGCUUUAAUUUCAGAAUCGGGAUGACAACUAAAAUGCGAAUGGUUUCUUUAUUCAAUAAAAAAAAUGGUUUCUUUUUUCAAAACCAAUUUUAAAGCAAGAAAAAUAAUACCAUUUAUCUACUAAAAAACUUGUGUUGCCAUCCUUAUUCGAAAAAUCUCCGAAAAUCUGCGAAAUGACAAUCCAUUGAAUCAGGUACCUAUUAAAUUAAUUGUACAUAAAAUGUUUAUAGUGUGAUAAACACAGACAAUUGUAACACCCGGUUAAACGUGUAAUGAAGCGAAUUUAAAGUAAGCCCGCGAUGACAAUGGACAUGUAGUACGCUCGAAUAAACUAAAUUUUAA